GCUUCAAAGACAUCACUUUGAAUUUGAGUACCUGAUUUCCGUGUGUACAGGAAUGGAGGACACAGCUAAUUUGAAAACUCAGCAAGAUAUUCCUGAGAAUAGUCUGAAAAGUGGUGCGGAUGACUUACCGAUAGCUUCCAAACAAUAUGAAAAUGUAGAAGAACAAGAAGAAGAACUAGAAUUAGAAACAAUACCGGAUUUAGAACUGGAAAAUGCAAAUGUUUGUCAUAAGAAUGAAGACUAUCAAAAAUUGAAAGCUGCCCAGUCAUCCAACGUAGGAAAUGGUCCAGAAGAAAAUGAAAUAAUUCAAGGUAAGAGUCAUCAUGAAGAGACUUUAUGUAAGACAAAUGCUGUUUGGGCUGAAAAAUGUCCGCAUCUAGAGCUGAGGGAUUUUUGUCAUCUAGUCUCCAGAUCCAAGCCUGAAACACAGCAAUCUCAAACAGUUUGGGCUGAAAAAUGUCCACACCCAGAGCAGAGGGAUUAUUCUCAUCGAAUUUCCAAACCCAAGUCUGAAACACAGCAAUCUCAAGCAGUGUGGGCUGAAAAAUGUCCUCACCCAGAGCUGAGGGAUUAUUCACGUCCAAUCUCCAAACCUGAGUCUCUACCACACCAAUCUCAACCAGAUAUAUUAUUUUCAGAAGAACUAGAAGAAGAAAUAACAGAAUUUAAAGUGGAAAAUGAGAGAAGUUUUGAUAAGAGUGCAGAAAAUCAAGAAUUUAGUGUGUCUGACCCUAAUGGACCACAGAAAUCUUCCACAAAAGCUCCCAACUCAUCCAAUAUGGACAAUGAUGCAGAAAAGAAUGUAAUAAUGCAUCAGGAGAGAACAUCUGUCAUGGAAGACCAAGAGAAUGCCUCAGAAGAGCAGAGGCAGCACAGUGCUAGAAAAACUAAGCGGCCAUUUAGUGUGUCUGACCCUAAUGGACCACAGAAAUCUUCCACAAAAGCUCCCAACUCAUCCAAUAUGGACAAUGAUGCAGAAAAGAAUGUAAUAAUGCAUCAGGAGAGAACAUCUGUCAUGGAAGACCAAGAACAUGCCUCAGAAGAGCAGAGGCAGCACAGUGCUAGAAAAACUAAGCGGCCAUUUAGUGUGUCUGACCCCAAUGGACCACAGAAAUCUUCCACAAAAGCUCCUGACUCAUCCAAUAUAGACAAUGAUGCAGAAAAAAUUGUAGUGAUGCAUCAGGAGAGAACAUCCAUCAUGGAAGACCAAGAACAUGCCUCAGAAGAGCAGAGGCCGCACAGUGCUAGAAAAACUAAGCGGCCAUUUAUUGAUGCUAUAAGAGCAUGCUUUUGUGCAUGUUUCACCAAAAACCGGAUCUCUUCUUCCCACUACAAGAAAUAGAAGAGAAAACAUAAAAAAGUGAUGAACUUGGACAAGCCUACUACAAUUGCCUGACAACUUCUCCGACCAUCCACAAUAAGACAACUCAGGAGAAAAUCUGUCUCUUCUCCAAUAAUUGCUCUAAGAAAAAGCACAUUUUUAUUUUAUGUUUUAGAAUAAUAUAGUAUUAUAUUACAUAUUCUUCAGUGUUAUUUUCACCUGUUUAUUUUGUUUUAUUAUGUUAUACUAUAUUACACUAUUAUAUUAUCUUCAGUUUUUAUUUCCAUAUGUUUAUCUUGUUUUAAUAGAUUAUGUUAUAUUAUGUUAAUAUAUUAUGCUUUCUUCAGUGUUUAUUUUACAUUUACCUUCCUUCCCUUGAUGUAAAUAGUUCAUGUAUAUGUGUACAUAUGUAUAUAUGUAUAUAUGUUUAUAUGUAUAUAUGUUUAUGUGCUUUGUAAUAUAUUUUUAGAAGAUA
Peromyscus eremicus (cactus mouse) is the source of this 1796-nucleotide messenger RNA. RefSeq lists its product as uncharacterized. The record is from RefSeq and is a predicted model, not a curated record. The coding region runs from base 53 to 1342 and encodes 429 amino acids. NCBI's taxonomy places the organism in Eukaryota, Metazoa, Chordata, Mammalia, Rodentia, Cricetidae. The transcript is spliced from 19 exons.